Penicillium macrosclerotiorum is the source of this 1314-nucleotide messenger RNA. RefSeq names its product putative ubiquitin conjugating enzyme E2. Gene Ontology annotation, molecular function: ubiquitin conjugating enzyme activity. Gene Ontology annotation, cellular component: nucleus. The record is from RefSeq and is a predicted model, not a curated record. The coding region runs from base 1 to 1314 and encodes 437 amino acids. Gene Ontology annotation, biological process: protein polyubiquitination; ubiquitin-dependent protein catabolic process. Lineage: Eukaryota; Fungi; Ascomycota; Eurotiomycetes; Eurotiales; Aspergillaceae. The transcript has 3 exons.
AUGGUUUCCAACUUGCGCCGUCUGGCUGCAGAUCAUGCUGCCUUGCACAGCAACAAACUCCCGCCGUACUACCUAUUCCCACCGGAUGAUGGCCGAUUUGCAGCGCCCGAUGAUUUAUCACAGCUCACCCUCCUCCUUACGGGUCCCGCAGGGACACCCUAUGCACAGGGGAUAUGGCGCCUAAAUCUUAAGAUGCCCGAAGAUUACCCCCAGAGCCCACCCAAGGCCACGUUCCGUACCCGGAUUUGGCAUCCGAACGUGGAGGAGCUCACGGGCGCUGUUUGUGUGGACACCCUCAAGAGAGACUGGCAGUCCAAGCUCACUUUACGCGAUGUGCUUGUAACCAUUUCUUGUCUCCUCAUCCACCCGAACCCCGACUCUGCUCUCAAUUCAUCUGCAGGAACCUUACUCCGGGAAGACUAUGGCAAUUUCGCCCACCAGGCAAAACUUAUGACCUCAAUCCACGCCCCGAUCCCAUUGGACCUCCAAGAGAUGGUGAAGGAGGCCAAAAACCGAGGCGAAGACCUUAACUCAAUACCCACCGAGCGUCAGAACGAAUCAAGCCAUUCUUUGCGCCCACGAAAACAACAACGCCUACACUCUGGCAUACCCAGAAAGAUAGUCCGAAGAACCACCCCGACUGAAUAUUCUCAUUCCCCUCUACACGAUGCGAACGAUACCAUGAGUGACAGCGAAAAUGAAGAUCCCGCCAGUGCAAGCAAAGAGAACAACCCCUCCUUGUCCCCAGUCCCAGUUUGCCUGGCACCAGCCAGCCCGCGCAAGAAUGCGCAUGGCAAGCGCCCCCUUUCUGUCCUCUCCAUCCCUUACCCCGAGGAUCCCGAUGUGGAUAUGAUGCUUGUAGACUCAGACUCAGAGUGCGAGGUGCAACAGACCCCGAGCGUGACCGCCUCAGAACAAAACAUUUCCGCCAACAAUACGCGCAUCCACCGACCCACCUCUCCACAGCGCAAGUCUCCUAAAUUGACACUUGCCAGGGCUGUCAAUGCACCAUUCCGUCUUCGCGAUGACCUCCAGAUCUACGAGGACGUCCCGGACAGAACGCGAUAUAAUGCGGAUGGCAAAGAAAACUGCGAUGCAGGCACCAGUGGCUUGCGGGAGAAGUGCGAUCUAUAUCCCGCGAGGCCAGGCAAUAGCGCUAAUACGAUCGCUUCGGGGUUGAGCCCAAACUUGUCUGCCCCAUAUUCCACGUCGGAUUCCUCACACCCUUCCAAAGUCAUGAAGAAAGCUGGAUUGGGUGGGCGCAGAGCUGGUGUCCCGAAACCAAAGCCACGGAUUGGCGUACGUCGCCUGUAA